GUCGUACCAUAGUCAACCGUAAAGUUGGAAGGACGGAAGAUGGCGCGCUACAUCAGAACAGCUUUGAUAUUGUCCUUAUUCGUUUCCGUCCGCUCUGACGAGCAACUCGAGGCCUACAGACGACACGAAGCCUUGCUGAGACAGUAUCCCUGCAGCACCCCACAGCCGAGGGUGUUCGAAUUGGAACAGGUUAUAGGAGUGGACGUCUUGCAGGAGAAAACGAGGGGUAACCUGCAUUGGAUUAAACCGGCAACGACGGUGCUUCACAGGUGCAUCUCCUCAGGCUGUUGCCAAAUUCCACGGGAAAAAUGCAUGCCAUCGAAAAAAGAGGAUGUAAAAUUGACAUUCCUUAUUACAAGCUCAACCCUGGAUUAUUUAGAAGUAGACGCCGUUAACCACACUCGCUGUGCCUGUACCACCGUAUAAAAAAUGGACGUGUUAUCUCUUAACUAUUUCCUGUAAUCUAUAAUCUGUGAUAUAAUAGUAUUAUUAUUUAUUUUUUCCAUGGUUGUUAAGUAUUUAUUCGUUAUAAAUUAUUAUUAUUAUUA
Anoplophora glabripennis (Asian longhorned beetle) is the source of this 548-nucleotide messenger RNA. RefSeq lists its product as uncharacterized. Gene Ontology annotation, biological process: hemocyte migration. NCBI's taxonomy places the organism in Eukaryota, Metazoa, Arthropoda, Insecta, Coleoptera, Cerambycidae. The record is from RefSeq and is a predicted model, not a curated record. Gene Ontology annotation, cellular component: membrane. Gene Ontology annotation, molecular function: growth factor activity. The coding region runs from base 40 to 426 and encodes 128 amino acids. The transcript is spliced from 2 exons.